GUAACCCAAACCGACAAGGCCGUUUUCAUAAUCUCCGCCCCUAAGGCAUGGCAGGGUAGCGAGGGUUUUGCAAACCCCAAUCCGAUCCCCUUCUCCACCAAGUCGCCGCCGCCGCCGGCCAAGCGCGCCGCGGGGUGGGGGCGGAGGAUGGCGAACCGAACGGACCCCCUCGCCAAGAGCAUCCACGGGACGAACCCGCAGAACCUUGUGGAGAAGAUCGUGCGCUCCAAGAUCUACCAGAGCACCUACUGGAAGGAGCAGUGCUUCGGCCUCACCGCGGAGACGCUGGUGGACAAGGCCAUGGAGCUCGACCACACCGGCGGGACCCACGGCGGUAACCGCAAGCCCACCCCUUUCCUCUGCCUCGCGCUCAAGAUGCUGCAGAUCCAGCCCGACAAGGACAUCGUCGUCGAGUUCAUCAAGAACGAGGACUACAAGUAUGUUCGGGUUCUUGGGGCCUUCUACCUGCGCCUCACUGGCACCGUCGCCGACGUCUACCAGUACCUCGAGCCACUCUACAACGACUACCGCAAGAUCAGGCACAAGCUCAGCGAUGGAAAGUUCACGUGCACCCAUGUGGAUGAGUUCAUCGAUGAUCUCCUGACCAAGGACUACUCCUGCGACACAGCCCUGCCCCGCAUCCAGAAAAGAUGGGUUCUUGAAACGUCUGGAACUCUAGAACCAAGAAGAAGUGCACUUGAGGAUGAUUUUGAUGAAGAGGAGGAAGAUAAGGAAGAUGAACAACCUAUGGAAAUAGAUGAGCCUAACGGCCGUGAAAAGGAUAGUUGUCGUGGAAGGAGCCCUGCCAGAGAACGGGAUAGGGACAGGGAAAGAGAGAGGAAACAUGAAAGGCAUCACAGGGACCGAGAUUAUGAUAGAGAUCGGGAUUAUGAUAGGGACUAUGGGAGGGGACGGGAAAGAGACCGAGCUAGAGAUCGCGAAAGAGAUAGAAACAGGGAUAGGGAUCGAGACCGUCAUCACACGCGAGAAGAUGACUACAAUCGAGACAGGGACCGAGCAAGGGAUAGGGAUAGGGAUAAGGAUGGUAGGGAAAGGGAAUGGCGAGACAGAGAUCGGGGCAGGCAUAGAAGCCGUUCAAGGAGCAGGGAUCGACGAGAUAGAGAUCGUGAAGAUGGAGAGUACCGUAGGAGGCAUGGUCGUGGUAGUGCCAGUCCUCGAGGGCAUGGUGAGGAUGGUGGCGCAAGAGAGGAACCGAAGAGGAAGAAGGAGAAGAAGGGUGAACGAAAUGCUCCAGAUACGAAUGAUCCCGAGAUCAUUGAAAUGAACAAGCUCCGGGCCUCACUAGGGUUGAAACCACUGAAGUAGUGAUCUUGGUGUAAUGUAUUUUUGAAUUUUUUUAGCUCCACUAGUUCAAACCAGAAAUGUUCUACUGAAUAUGCAUCCAACAUUUUUUCUGGCUUUGUCAGCUGCAGGUAAUUACCUUGUAUUACACUUCGAUGUACCGAUAUGCAUCUGAUUCUUUUGUCUCCA
Phragmites australis (common reed) is the source of this 1491-nucleotide messenger RNA. RefSeq names its product pre-mRNA-splicing factor 38-like. The record is from RefSeq and is a predicted model, not a curated record. The coding region runs from base 148 to 1326 and encodes 392 amino acids. The transcript has 6 exons. Lineage: Eukaryota; Viridiplantae; Streptophyta; Magnoliopsida; Poales; Poaceae. Gene Ontology annotation, cellular component: precatalytic spliceosome.